AUGGUGUUGUGGCCGAUUCCUGAUGGUCAUGAUCCUUGUCUGAUCAGUCAAAGAAUUGAAUCGGCGUUGAAAAAUUCAGGCCAAUGGCGCUACCGCUCUGGUCCUCUCUAUAUCACAGCCUUUGGCAACCUAACAGAGAUCCCUGGUGACGAUGACGUCCUGCGCAAGCUUUCUUCCACUGGAGUCGCUCUUAAGCAUGGCCACGACGUUCGAACGGGUUUGUUGGAGUGGACCGAUGUGAAUCCAGCUCCGGCUACCAUAAUGCUCAUAUCUGAUUCUAAGGAAUUGGAACCGUUAGCUCAUACGCUUUACGACCUAGAACAUCUUGGCUACAGCAUUCUUUUGGCAUAUCCUCAACGAGCUCCAGCUCCUGACUGUCUCUGGCAAAGCUUUCUCAGUAGUGUUUCGAAAGAGUGUUUAUGGAAUAGCUUACUGUCAGAUGAUGAUGUUAUAUGGGGGAUGACAAACAGGAAAAAACAAGACUUGUUCUUCAGGAAAAGUGCAGUGAAACCAAUGAAUCUCCCUGGACUUGCUCAGUAUGCGAUUUUCCUGGACAAAGCUUUGAAGAUUUCACCACGCAUCUCAAGAGUGCGUAACAUUCAUAUGCUGAGUGGGACAUGGAGGCUAGUCAUAACAAUGUGGAUCGACUAGACCCUGCUAACAUUCCCAAGGGUCAAUCAAACGAGUGGUACUUGCUGUAUAAUCAAGACGUGGCUCAUCGUACUUCUCUUCUAAACCGGAGGUCCGGCCCCUUUAAGCCUCUAAACAUUGCUACCAAUACCAUGGUGCAGCAGAGUCAACC
Camelina sativa (false flax) is the source of this 802-nucleotide messenger RNA. RefSeq lists its product as uncharacterized. The record is from RefSeq and is a predicted model, not a curated record. Gene Ontology annotation, cellular component: peroxisome. Gene Ontology annotation, biological process: regulation of gene expression. Lineage: Eukaryota; Viridiplantae; Streptophyta; Magnoliopsida; Brassicales; Brassicaceae.